Clonostachys byssicola is the source of this 1575-nucleotide messenger RNA. The record is from the annotation of a GenBank genome assembly. NCBI's taxonomy places the organism in Eukaryota, Fungi, Ascomycota, Sordariomycetes, Hypocreales, Bionectriaceae.
ACAGACGGAACUCGAAAUGUGACGGUUGCUGUAGAAAAUUGUGGUCUUCUCACUGAUCAUGAGAUUGAGAUGACCAACACGACUGCAGAUGGUUUAUUAGAGAAGUACAAGAAAGGUUCUUGGACAGCGGAAGCUGUUAUCACGGCAUAUCUCAAGAGAGCUACAGUAGGACAUCAGUUGGUUCGUCAUUCCCCGUUACAAUUCAGCAUCGAACAUUUGCUGAAGAGUGCCGACCAGUUAAAUUUUGCGACAGAGUUUUUAGCAGAGUCGGCAAUAAACACAGCUAGAAAUCUGGACAAAUAUUUUCGCGAGACAGGCACUCUCAUAGGCCCUCUUCAUGGUGUACCUGUCUCAGUCAAGGAACACGUCGGUAUCGGUCGUAAAAGAUGCAACGCAAGCUUUGUAUCAAAAAUCGACAAUAUAGUUGAAGAAGAUGCUCUUAUUGUUAAACUCUUGAAAGCAGCUGGGGCGGUCAUCCAUGUCAGGACCAACCAGCCCCAAAGCAUCAUGCAUCUAGACUGCAAUAACAAUAUCACCGGAAUGACUCUCAACCCACUGGAUGAACGACUUAGCCCCGGUGGAUCAUCCGGUGGUGAGGGCGCCGCCAUUGGGUUUCGUUGCUCCGUUCUUGGUGUUGGCACAGAUAUCGGCGGAUCAAUCAGAGUGCCGGCUGCGUUCUGUAACGCCUAUGGUUUCAAGCCAACCGCGUUGCGAAAUCCAUCCCUCGGUCUAGUCGGAGCUAUGGGCGGCCAGGAGGGCAUUCGAGGUUGCGUUGGCCCUCUAGCACGGAACCUCGAUGACCUGAUUACAUUCGAGAAGGUAAUAUGGAAUCAACAGCCUUGGGAGACUGACACCGUUCUGGUCCCUCUCUCCUGGCGAGAAGUCGAAGUCUCCCCAAGUACUUUGACUGUUGGAAUUUUGUUAGAUGAUGGGCUCGUCCGUCCUCACCCGCCGGUAACAAGAGCUCUUGUCGAGGCCGAGAAGAAAUUGAGAGCAGCAGGUAUUAAAACUGUUCGCUGGGAACCUCACAAUCACUCCGAAGGCUGGGAGAUUCUGAGGCAACUUUACUUUGCGGAUGGCGGGGAACGUGUCCGGGCGGUAAUCAACGAGUCGGGUGAACCUGUGAUGCCGCUCACAGAAUUUGCGCUCACCCGAGGAAGCAGUGAGCCGCUGACCACCCACAAAAGCUGGGAGCUAAAUAUGAGACGCGAGAAGCUGCGUCGCGAAUACCAUGCUCUCAUGAGAGAAAGGGGCGUGGAUGUCAUCCUAUGUCCGUCGUACGCAGGAGUAGGAGCCGUUCAAGGAACACCGACAUAUUGGCUAUAUACCUCAAUAUGGAAUGCCCUCGAUCAGCCGGCUGUCAGCUUUCCAAGUCACAUCAUCACCGAUAAGGAGCUUGACAAAGCCGAUGCCGCUUACGAACCGCGGUCUGACGUGGACAAGAAGGAAUGGGAAGCUUACGACCCAGAGCUGUUCCAUGGUAUCCCGGUGUCACUUCAGCUGGUUGGGAAGCAUCACCGCGACGAAGAGCUUCUGCUAGCUGCCAAGAUAAUUGAGGGCGCUUUGCUGUCUUAG